Molecule: messenger RNA, 1734 nt
Organism: Salvia miltiorrhiza (redroot sage)
Lineage: Eukaryota; Viridiplantae; Streptophyta; Magnoliopsida; Lamiales; Lamiaceae
Exons: 1
Coding region: 1-1734 (577 amino acids)
Source: RefSeq, a predicted model, not a curated record
AUGGUGGCUACGACGCGCAGCACCGAGGAUCGCCUGGGGCAGUUAGAGAAGGUGGUUGGCGAAUUGCAGACGUCGCUCGUGACCCUCACGGCCACGGUGGACUCCAACCGUUCCACCAUCGAAUCUCAGUUAGCCGCCAUAUUGGCUGCUGUCUCCCACCACGACAAGCCGCCCGUUCUUCCACACCAUACGCCUGAUCCUACGGGUACCCCGCCGAUUUCUCUUCCGCUUCAACGAAUGGACCUGCCGGUUUUUGAUGGUCUUGAACCGCGUGGCUGGAUAGCUAGGGCAAACCAAUAUUUUCUCGUUCAUCAGAUCGCUGAUAAUCAAAAGUUGCAAAUCGCCAUCAUUGCAAUGUCUGGAGCCGCCCUAUCUUGGUUGCACUUGUUCCUGCGCAGAACCCCGAAUCCGGCCUGGCCAGAUUUUACCAGAGCCCUCUUAGAGCGUUUUGGCGAUGCUUCUACUUUCAACACCUAUGAGGCCUUGUUCCUAUUCCGCCAAACCGGAUCCUUGGAGGAGCACAUCGCCGCUUUCGAAGGACGUGCAGCACAGUUACCCAUUCCCUUAUCUGAUGAUCAGAUGCUGGGAUAUUUUUUGGGUGGCCUGAAGUCUUCCGUCCGUGAUCGAAUCCAGGACACUGCCCUCACUAAUUAUGACUCGGCUGUACGAGCAGCACGGCGCGCCGAACGGCCGUCUACUGUACCCGGAUCCUUCUCCCGUGCUGUUACUCUUCCGGUGCAGACGUCACGACCAGUUUAUCCUCCGCGUACCACGGUUACUCCGCCACCCCCCGGGUCUGCCACAUCACCGCAGUCCUCCAACUUUUCGAAGGCACACAAAUUUCGCCAAUUGCCGCAAUCGGAAAUCCAGAAACACCUUGCUGCUGGCACUUGUUUUCGUUGCAGCUUACCUUUUGGCCCUCUGCAUCGAUGCCCGCCCAAGACGCUGAAUGUUCUCGUCUAUGAUGAUUUGGACGAUUCUGAGUCUGCCACCACACCUGCUCCAGACCUUCCACUCUCACCGAAUGCUGAGGCUGACGACACACCGGAGGAAACUACCCUCCAGCACAGCCAGCUUUCCGAACUAACUUUUUUUGGAUUUGAUGGCCCCCAAACCAUGAAGUUUUUCGGUUGUGUGAAUCAAACCCGUCUGCUUAUCAUGGUCGAUAGCGGCGCCAGCCACUGUUUUAUCUCCGAAAAGAUGGCUACAGCCCUACAGCUACAAGUAGACUCCAUCGUCCAUUCCUCAGUUACACUCGGCGAUGGUACUCGUGUUCGAUCCAGGGGUUUCUGUAAGGAUGUUCCACUUCUCUUAGAUGGUGUGAUAUUCUCUAUUUCUUGUUAUGUUUUUCCUUUAUCCAGUGUGGACUUGAUCCUUGGCAUCUCAUGGUUGGCUACAUUGGGGAAUGUCAAGACUAAUUGGGCGACACUUACCAUGGAAUUUUCUGCCUCCGACCGUGACAUCUGUUUACGGGGGGACCGCUCCCUGACCCGCCGUAGGUGUGAUCCUCGCAAGCCUCACGAACUCACCUCUGCAGACACCUGCUGGAUACUAUGGCUGUUGGAUGGAGAACAAAUUCGGGGCGUCUCGCCCAACCUCUCUGCCGAUGCCCAGCGUGCAUUAGCUAAUCUCUUGGCGGAAUUUCCGGAAGUCAGUACACCUGCCACAACCCUUCCUCCACCGCGAGCUCAUGAUCAUCGUAUCCCCUUGCAGCCUGGCUCCCAUCCGGUAUAA